Elgaria multicarinata webbii is the source of this 5787-nucleotide messenger RNA. RefSeq lists its product as uncharacterized. Gene Ontology annotation, molecular function: transcription corepressor activity; NAD+-protein mono-ADP-ribosyltransferase activity; NAD+ poly-ADP-ribosyltransferase activity. The transcript is spliced from 10 exons. Bases 305 to 5569 code for a protein of 1754 amino acids. Gene Ontology annotation, biological process: negative regulation of gene expression; protein poly-ADP-ribosylation. The record is from RefSeq and is a predicted model, not a curated record. Gene Ontology annotation, cellular component: cytoplasm; nucleus. NCBI's taxonomy places the organism in Eukaryota, Metazoa, Chordata, Lepidosauria, Squamata, Anguidae.
UGCUGCAUGCAUACAAAUGUCACCUGCUGAAAUCCUCUUUUCUAUGCAACUGUUAAAGACACAGGAGCCCUGUCCUCCCUUUUGUAUGGUCACCCUACCAGGUUCUGCUCCCCUGUCACUGGCUGACAGAGAGGGCAAACAUGGCCUGUGGCCAUCUGUGGGACAGUAUAUAAUGCUUAGUGGCUCCUUGUCUUUCUCCUGUACCACCACUGCUGACCUCUUCCCUCUCUUCUCAGCAGUCAACUAAUCAGGUCUGAAGGAGGCCAAAAGAUGCCUUUGCUGGCCACGUCGGCAGUGAAUAUUCAUGAUAGCAGCUGGGGCAAGAUGGUUGCAUGAGCAAAAUGGAGUUCUAACCGGCUUCCCGCCCUCCAUGUUGAUGUUCACAUGCGAGGACAAGAUGAGCCAGGAAUCCCAGCAUGCAGCAUUGAUUCCAGUGCUACGAUGCCCACCUCGGAGCCAAGUGGAGGUUACUUAUGGAGGCAGGUGGAGUGGGCAGGGGUGGGUGAGCCCCACCACAGAAGCCUUGGACACCACAGAGACCCUGUUCAUCACCCCUGUGGAACAGCAGUUGUGGGAGCAGCUGGUGGGGCUCCUGUCCCCAUGCCUUUGGGGAGUCAAGGUUUCUGGGGGCCUCCAAGGUGACACAGGGAUGAUCUCUUUCUCUGGGCCCCUAGAGGUAAUUUUGAGAGCCAAGGAGGCCAUCAGCAAGCUUCUCAUCCUAGUGGGCUCCCUAGUCAAAGUCAACUUGAUGGCCAUUCCGCGGACUGAGCACAGGGCCGCUGGGUUCUUCCACCUCCGUGAGGGGUUCCAUCUUUUCCUCUGGGAAGGAGAAGCUUCUAGAUUCAAGGUGGACGCUCUAGUGAGGAUCAGGCUUCCUGGUGGAGGCGUGGAUGGUGGAAACGCGGUCUUUGCUCAGAGGGUGUGGAGCCAGGAAGGCUCCUUCCAUACUAAUUUGGACAUUCACCUUCCACCCCUGGCAAAGGCAGAAGUAGCAGCUGGAACAAUGAAGCUAGCUUUAGAGGCCGCCUCCCAAAGAGGCCUCCAGUCUCUAGUGAUCUCCGACUCGGGGGCCUCCAUCUCCACAGCUGAAGCAGAGGCUAUGGCUGUAGGAAUUGAAGCUUUUAAGAAAGACCACCCCAUAUCCUCCUUGAAGAGCAUUAGUUUUGUUUCCCGUGGUGGAAAGGCGGUGGAGCUAUUCCGGGAGGAAUGUAGGAAGCGCUGGUCUCCGGGAAAGGACAACCUGGAGAGGCUGAGAAAUGCACUGCUGACUUUGGAGGCUGCCAGGAUCGAGGUCGCUGCUGCUUCCAGCACAAGGAAGAAGACAGAUGUUGUGGUUGUUCCGCUGGUGGUGGAUUCUGAUGGGCUGGGCUGGGGCCCGGACGCCUUUGCCGUCACGGAGAAGGCUCUAAGGGCUGUGCCGCGUGCUGUGGACUUGCUUCCGGGAGAAAUUCUUCCAGUGACAGCGUCGUACUUCCCAGAAUUGGACUGCAGUGUCGUCUAUCUGGUAUGGCUUGAAGGGUCUCAGCUGAAGCCUAAAGAUGCCUGUAAGCAGGCCAUUCAGAAGAUGGUUUGGAAUUGCCUCUGCACCUGCUAUGGGUCCUUCCUGGAGUCCAUUUCAUUCCCUCUCCUACAGCCAGCAGACCCAGGCCUAGCUGCAAAGGGAGACAUCUUGAUGACCAUGCUGGAAGAGAUGGACCGCUUCCUGAAAGAGGUUCCCAACACCUGGAUGAAGCUGGUGCAGAUUGUUCCUCCGUCAGGACGGACUCUCCCUCACCUGGUGGAAGAUUAUAUCACUGCUGCUGUAGAGCCGGUGGGUUUAUGUCAUCUGGAGGACCCACUCUUCCUCCAGUACCUGGAGGAGAGCCCGGAUGCCUUUCACGAGUUCGAAGUGCGGCUGAAGGAGGUUGGUUACAGCAUCCGGCUAUGUUCUCCAUGGGGAAUGUUGAUGUUCCAGGCCACUGGUCCGCCUGUGCAGCUGCAUGAGUUGGGAACCGUAUUUCAUUCCGUGCGCGAAAGGUAUCUGCUGCAUUGUGAGAUACGGCCAGAAGUGCUAGAAGCCCUGCUUGAGCAACAGACUCUCGUGAAGAUGUUCACAUCCAUCCGGAUCUACAUAUGGGACAGAAUGUGGUUCGUGGGCUUGUUUGAAGAGAUAGACUCUUUCUUACGGCGCCUCGUCCAAGUGGCCUCUCAGAGGCAAGUGGUGAGUUGGGAGUGCUUGGCUGAAUCGCUGCCCAGGUGCACCAUUGCCAAAGAUGCUGUGCUGCAGGAGAUGCUCCCAUCCAACCCCCUUGUAAGCAUUGAGAUCCUUACUAAAGCUCAAGUGACAAUCAGAUUUUGGGGCCGCCGUCAAAGAGUGGAGGAAGCGAUGAUGCGCUUUAAGGAGCUCCUCAACGCUUUCCAAGUUUGGCCGGUUCCUCUGUCCAAUCUCCAGUUUCACUUUAUCAAGACACGGUGGGGGGAAUUCUUCCACAAUGACUUCUUCUUGGAGCAAGGCCUCCUUGCUGUGCUGGAGAUUUCUGAAGUCAUCCAAGUUGCUGGCCUAGACUUGGUUAAAAUGAAGGAAGCCAAAGAAAUCAUCAUGAAGCAGGUGUUGGAGAGGACAGUGGAGAUACCGGAGGAGCUGAGGUGGACCACUGAGUGUGCGGAGUGGAAGGAGCUGCUGCACAGCUUGGGGUCCCAUAAGGAAGUAGCUCUUCAUCAGGCUGCAUCCCAGCAGGUAACCGUGGUUGGCCUCUCUCCCCGUAUCACUGAAGUGGAGGAAUCUAUUAAGGAGUACCUACAAGAUAAUUCUCUGGUGGAGGAAACAAUGACUGUUGCCAGACCAGAACUACUAUUAGCUGGGGAGAGUCUCCUUCAUAUUAUGGAUUGGAAGCAUCUCAAAGUGAGCAUCCAACUCCAGUCACAUGGUCAGAUUUUAUCCCUGCACCUGAGCGGCCUCCGAAAAUACGUGAGGAAAGCCACGCCAGUCAUCAAGAUGGACUUAAAUUCCCUCGUGCUUGGUUCGGUGCCUCUGAGGAAGAAGGCUCUGGGGGAAUACUUCUUUGGGGUUGGAGCAUGUCUGCUCAAGCAAAUGGCCCAACGAUUGUGCUGCGUCACUAAAAUUAAGAAUCGUAGCAGUAAAGUCACCAAUAGCAAAGGCAGUUGGGAGCGGGGAUUUGUUGAAGGCUAUCCAGGGAUGAUCUAUGCACUGGGCAGAGAGAACCAGGUGGUCUCUUUCGAGCAAAUUUUGGCUGGUUUCAUCGCCACAUUCCAUGAAGAAUCCAUCUGCGAUGAAGCAAUAGCAACUUUCAGUGACGAGAACCUUAAUAAACUCCACAAGAAUACACGGCAUCAAUUUCCUGUAGGUCUCCAUCGCUUGCGCGAUGAAGAGUUGCAGAUCUGUGGCUCCCAAGGAGACGUGGCAAACAUUCUGCAAGCCAUUCACGCACAGAUUGAGGAAUACCAGGCGGAGUGGAUAGAAGUUAUGGCUCAGUACAAGGCAAUCCCAUCCAUCAUUGUGAAAGAAUGUUUGUUUGAAGAGAUACUCCCAGCUAACCGGGGAAUAAACGCCGAAGUCCUGGCUGAAAAUCCACCAACUGUCAUAUUCAGGGGUCCCCGUCAGAAGGCGGUAGAGGCCGAGAGGUCUUUAGAGGAGAUGCUCAGUGGCUUCCAGGUGCUGCCAGUUCCUCUGUCCAAUCUCAAAUGUCAGUUUGUCAAGGCGCAGUGGGACGAGCUCUUCCAUGAGAGCUUCUUCUUGGGGCAAGGCCUCCUUGCCGUGCUGCAGAUCUCUGAAGUCAUCCAAGUUGCUGGCCUAGACUUGGUUAAAAUGAAGGAAGCCAAAGAGAUAAUCAUGAGGCAGGUGUUGGAGAGGACAGUGGAGAUACCGGAGGAGCUGAGGUGGACCACUGAGUGUGCGGAGUGGAAGGAGCUGCUGCACAGCUUGGGGUCCUAUAAGGAAGUAGCUCUUCAUCAGGUUGCAGACAGCCAGGUAACCGUGGUUGGCCUCUCUCCUCGUAUCACUGAAGUGGAGGAAUCUAUUAAGGAGUACCUACGAGAUAAUUCUCCGAUGGAGGAAAGGAUGGAUGUUGCCAGACCAGAACUAGCAUUAGCUGGGGAGAAUCUCCUUCAUAUCAUGGACUGGGAAGAUCUCAAAGUGAAGGUCCAACUCCACCCAAACGGUCAGAUUUUAUCCCUGCACCUGAGUGGCCUCCGAAAAUUUGUGCAGGAAGCUAUCCAGAUUAUCAAGGAAGACUUGGCUUCUCUCGUGCUUGGUAUGAUACCUCUGAAGACGAAGGCUCUGGGUGAAUAUUUUUUGGGGUCUGGGGCAUGUCUGCUGCAGGAAAUGGCCCAAGAAAGGGAUUGUACAGCAAGGAUGCAAAUCCAGCAGAGCUCUGGCCCCUACAAUGGGGUCAUCAAUAGCUAUGGAAAUGAGCAGGAUCUGGCUGAGGAGCACUGGGCUGCAAUACAUGUAGUGGGCAGAGAGAGCGAUGUGACCUCGUUCAAGCAGGUUGUGGCCGAUUUCAUUGCCAACUUCCAUGAGGAAACCAUCUGCAGUGCGGAGAUUUCAGCCUUCAGUGACAACAUCCUCAAAGAACUCUGCGAUAACACAUCACAUCAGUUUCCGGUUGUCCUCCAUCGCCCCAAGGAGAAGGUUGCCCGGAUUUGUGGUGCCCAGGAAGACGUUGAAAACAUUCUGGGGGCCAUUUACACAAAAAUUGAGGAAGCCUUCCUUACAAAGUUGCAGGAAGCCCACGCUGAGUGGAUUGAGUCCAAGCUUCUGUACGAGACUAUCCGGUGGCAUCGGAUGACUGAUGCUGGCUGGUCCACAUUUGACAUGAACACCAACCGGAGACUGGAGAUGGCGUACCACAAGAAGAAAAUGUGGGCGCAGUUGCCGUGGGAUGGACAGACAAUCAAGAUCAACUGGCUAAAGGGUGAAGCCUUCCUGCCAAGCAAGGCGAAAUUCAGGAUAAGAAGAGAGAUCUGCUUGUGGGACAAGAAUAUUGCUCCACAAUGGGAAGCCAUGGAUGGGAGUCUGGUGAAGAAAGUGGAACUGCAGACCAGCUCGGAGGAGUAUCAGGACGUUGUAAAGAAUUUCAAAAGGACAGCCAGUGACUGCACAGUCCUCAAAGUGGAGAGAAUCCAAAACCGGUACCUGUGGGUUUCCUAUAGCUGGAAACGCAGCUGGAUGGAGAAGAAGAACCCGGAAGGGACACAGAAUGAGCGCAUCCUCUAUCAUGGGACAUGCCCAGAGAAUUGGUAUUCCAUCCACGAGAUUGGCUUCAAAAGCACCUGUAGGAAGGUGGGCCUCUAUGGACAAGGUAUUUAUUUUGCAGGGGAUGCCAGCCGUUCUGCCUUCUAUGCCAAGCCAGAUUCCCAAGGACACCGGUACAUGUUUCAGGCUCGGGUUCUGACUGGGGAGUAUGACUGCGGGAGCGAAAAUAUGGUUUUGCCACCCACAAAGCGAGGGGGAAGAGGCCGAUAUGACAGUCUAGUGGAUGUUCUCAGCAAGCCAACGAUCUUUGUGACGUUUUUUGAUGAUCACGCUUACCCCGAGUACCUCAUCACCUUCAAUGGGCUGGCAUCAUGACCAAGGCUAUGAAGGAGUAGAAGGGACACAAUUGGAAGCAAAUGUUACUUUCUAAUGAACUGGAGAUUCAAAACAGUGUGGACUCCAGGCUGGAACUGGAAGCAGUUUCUUUUCUUUUCAUUUACUCCACAGGAGGAAAAAAGAAAUAUAUAUAAUUUAGUAAUUUCAUUUCCUGAAUGGUUAGGUGCAAAUUGCAAUAAACCCAGCUUAUUUUGUCA